AUAUCCAGGAACAGAACAGCCCCAGUUCCACGGGCAAGGGUCACACACUGGUUUGUUGCCCCCCCCGGCACGAAAUAGCAAUAUGCUCUCUGGGAGAGUGCGCAAUUUGCAUUGGGAAAUCCUCGUCUUUACUCAAACAAACUCGACAUGAUUGGUUGCAUGAAGCGUUUGGCAUUUAUCCAAUGAUUGUCUACGCCUUAGAGCUUCUCCACCUUUGAUCGUAACCGUAUCAGGAAGAAUUGAGAUGUCGAAGAGUAUAAAGAGUAGUGAGGUUGACUGGAGAAAGGCAGGACGCCUCAGCAGUCUCUUCACUCCCAUACAGACUUAAUCGCGCUUCUCUGACAAUGGCUUCCAAGAUUCUUGCCACACUUCUUGCUCUUGCAGCUGUCUCCAACGCCGCUCUCGUCCGCAAAGCCACUUGCUCGGAUGGUCGUACCACAGCGAACGCGGCUUGCUGUGUCUUGUUCCCCAUCCUCGAUGAUAUUCAAGAGGUUCUCUUCGACGGUGGCGAAUGUGGUGAGGAAGUACAUGAGUCUCUCCGCCUCACUUUCCACGACGCCAUUGGUUUCUCGCCUGCUCUCACCAAGCAGGGCAAGUUCGGCGGUGGAGGAGCUGACGGUUCCAUCAUCACGUUCGACACUAUCGAAACACCUUUCCAUGCCAACGGCGGUAUUGACGACAUCGUCGACGCUCAGAAACCAUUUGUCGCUAAGCACAACAUUUCAGCUGGUGACUUCAUUCAAUUCGCCGGCGCUGUAGGUGUCAGCAACUGCCCUGGCGCGCCAAGACUUCAAUUCCUCUUUGGUCGUCCUGCCGCUAAGCAAGCCUCUCCCGACUUGCUCAUCCCCGAGCCUUUCGAUACCGUUACCAAGAUCCUUGCUCGCUUCGGUGAUGCUGGCUUUAGCCCCGCCGAAGUCGUUGCUCUUCUUGCUUCUCACUCCGUCGCUGCAGCCGACCACGUGGAUGCAACCAUCCCCGGAACCCCCUUCGACUCCACCCCUGGUAUCUUUGACUCUCAAUUCUUUAUCGAGACUCAGCUUCGUGGCACUCUCUUCCCCGGCACGGGUGGCAACCAGGGUGAAGUCGAGUCUCCUCUUCGGGGUGAAAUUCGUCUCCAGUCCGACUCUGAUCUCGCUCGCGACUCCCGCACUUCUUGCGAGUGGCAGUCCUUCGUCAACAACCAAUCAAAGCUCCAAAAUGCCUUCAAGGCCGCAAUGGCUAAGCUUGCCGUCCUUGGCCAAGACACUUCGAAGUUGGUUGACUGUUCCGAUGUCAUUCCUGUCCCCAAGCCCCUUGUUGGCACCCCUCACCUUCCCGCUGGUCUGACCCACAACGACAUCGAACAGGCUUGCGCUACAGCAGCCUUCCCCACCCUCCCAACUGACCCUGGCCCGGUCACUUCCGUUCCUCCCGUCCCGUCUUCGUAACCGAGCUACCUUAGCUUCUAACCAUAGAUUCUUAGUUUCUGGUUUCUAGCGUAUGUAUAAGACUGCAGGCAAAAUCAUAAUACGGAUUGCAUCGU
Molecule: messenger RNA, 1522 nt
Organism: Somion occarium
Lineage: Eukaryota; Fungi; Basidiomycota; Agaricomycetes; Polyporales; Cerrenaceae
Source: the annotation of a GenBank genome assembly